ACUACAUUCCUCCUUUCUUCUACAAAAAACAUACCACUCAAAGAUGGGCAUCCAAUUAAUUGGAUUAGUUCACGCCAAGCAAAAGCUCCAGCGAACCCUGUCAGCAAGGAUUGGGAAUGCAGAGGCAACAUCAAAUGUUCCAAAAGGCCAUAUUGCAGUUUAUGUUGGGGAAGGCAACAGGAAGAGAUUUGUGAUUCCGAUAUCUUUCUUGAACCAUCCUCUGUUUCAAGACCUGCUAAAUCGGGCUGAGGAAGAAUUUGGAUUCAACCAUCCAAUGGGAGGUCUCACAAUUCCGUGCAGUGAAGAGUAUUUCAUUAGUAUUACUACAAUCUUAAACUGUUCAUAGUCAUAGAUGAAGCAGUACCACAAGGCUGCAGCAACUUAUGUAACAUAAUUCGAGAGUUGAGACAAUCAAUUCAAGGCGCUGUCUUCAAUUUAUUCUCUGGUGCACGCAAAUUCAAUCCUAUGCAAUCACCCGUAAUUUUUGUAAAUUAAAUUGUUGGCAAUAAGUUUGAUGACAAGAAAACAUGUUCGAUAUUUCGCGGCAGAUAGCAACUUGAAUCAGAUUGAAACUCCAACUGCAGAACGUAUAGAGGGCUUUGUGUUUAUGGGUUCUGAGUGGGUUUUAGGGCCUGUCUAGAUGGACUGAU
Theobroma umbraticum is the source of this 650-nucleotide messenger RNA. Its product is annotated as auxin-induced protein 15A-like. The record is from RefSeq and is a predicted model, not a curated record. Gene Ontology annotation, biological process: response to auxin. NCBI's taxonomy places the organism in Eukaryota, Viridiplantae, Streptophyta, Magnoliopsida, Malvales, Malvaceae.